AUGAAAAUUGAGAAACUGCGACCUUUUGGAUGUGAAUGUUAUAUGCUGACUCAAGCACAGAAGAGAGGCAAGAUAAAUAGAAAAUCAGAAAAGGGAAUUCUGGUUGGCUAUGACAUCGAUUCGAACUGCUACAGGAUUUAUAUGAAAGAGAAGAGAGAAGUAGUCACUUCAGACAAUGUAAUCUUCGACGAGGAUAAGAUACGACAGAGGCAAGGUACUGAACUUGAGACAUCUACAACAGAGGGCACACCUGACAAGCAAGAAGAAAGCAGCAGUGAGUCAGACGAAGAAGAGGAAAACUGGACCACUGCAGAAAGUGCUGAGGAGAUUAACAACAACGAAAAUGGGACACAACCGCCAGAAGAAGAGCCAGGAAGAAGAAUUUUGCGAGAUCGUCGAACUUUGCAACCGCCACCGAGACUGAAAGACUGCGUACUUGACUCCAGACGUGGAGGAAAGAGCGCAAAAGUAGCCAUGAUUGGUGAAACGGAAGACAUCCCGGUGAGUGAAGCACUCAAAGAUGAGAAGUGGAAACAAGCAAUGCAGGAGGAGUACGACUCGUUAAUGGAAAUGAAAACUUGGGAACUGGUGAACUGUCCAGAAGGAGUGACACCGAUCACUUGUCGUUGGGUACUUCGCCAGACGGAAGAUACAAGGCCAGACUCGAAGCAAGAGGAUUUGAACAGAAGAAAGGAGUGGACUACGCGGAAACAUUCAGCCCAGUAG
Molecule: messenger RNA, 726 nt
Organism: Arctia plantaginis
Lineage: Eukaryota; Metazoa; Arthropoda; Insecta; Lepidoptera; Erebidae
Source: the annotation of a GenBank genome assembly